AUGCUGCUCUUCCUUAUCAUUCUGUUGCCAGUAGUUUUUAAAUUUAGUUUUGUUAGUCUCUCAGUACUGCAAGGCUGGGACUGUUCUGAAGGCUCUUCCUCAGGAAAGGGGAAUUCUACUUGUGUGGGUCCUGAACCCUUCUUAAUUUUCUCCCAUGGAGGCAGUAUCUUUAGGAUUGACCUGGAUGGAACUAAUUAUGAGCAGUUGGUGGCUGAUGCUGGUGUAUCAGUGAUCAUGGAUUUUCAUUACUAUAAGGAAAGACUCUAUUGGGUAGAUCUAGAACGGCAACUUUUGCAAAGAGUUUUUCUGAAUGGGACAAGGCAAGAGACAGUAUGCAAUAUAGAGAAAAAUGUUUCAGGAAUGGCAAUAAAUUGGAUAAAUGAAGAACUUAUUUGGUCAAAUCAACAGGAAGGAAUCAUUACAGUAACAGACAUGAAAGGAAACAAUUCCCGUGUUCUCUUAAGCGCCUUAAAAUAUCCUGCAAAUGUAGCAAUUGAUCCAGUAGAAAGGUUUAUAUUUUGGUCUUCAGAGGUGGCUGGCAGACUCCACAGAGCAGAUCUCAAUGGUGUGGAAGUGAAGAUUCUGUUAGAGACGUCAGAAAGAAUAACCGCUGUGUCACUGGAUGUGCUUGAUAAACGGCUUUUUUGGAUUCAGAACAAUAGAGAUGGAAGCAAUUCUUAUAUUUGUUCCUGUAAUUAUGAUGGAGGUUCUGUACAUUUUAACAAACACCUUACGCAGCACAGUUUGUUUGCAAUGUCCCUUUUUGGUGAUCGUAUCUUCUAUUCAACAUGGAAAAAGAAGACAAUUUGGAUAGCUAACAAACACACUGGGAAGGAUAUGGUUAGAAUCAACCUCAAUCCAUCAUUUGUACCACCUGGUGGAAUCAAAGUAGUGCAUCCACUUUUACAGCCCAAGGCAGAGAGUGAUGCUUGGGCACCUGGUCAGAAACUCUGCAAGCUGAGGAAAGGUAACUGCACAGGCAGCGUGUGUGAGCAAGACUCUAAGUCCCAUUUGUGCACGUGUGCGGAGGGGUAUACUUUAAGCCCAGAUGGAAAGCACUGUGAAGAUGUCAAUGAAUGUGCCUUUUGGAAUCAUGGCUGUACUCUUGGGUGUGAAAACAUUCCUGGAUCUUAUUAUUGCACAUGCCCUGUAGGAUUUAUUCUGCUUCCUGAUGGGAAACGGUGUCAUCAAUUAAUUUCCUGUCCAAGCAAUACAUCUAAAUGUAGCCAUGACUGUGUUCUGACAUCAGAUGGUCCUAUAUGUUUCUGUCCUGAAGGCUCAGUGCUUGAGACAGAUGGAAAAACAUGCAGUGGCUGUUCAUCACCCGAUAAUGGUGGAUGUAGCCAACUCUGCCUCCCUCUUAGCCCAGUAUCCUGGGAAUGUGGUUGCUUUCCUGGGUAUGACCUACAACUGGACAAAAAAAGUUGUGCAGCAUCAGGACCACAGCCAUUUUUGCUGUUUGCCAAUUCUCAAGAUAUUCGACAUGUGCGUUUUGAUGGAACAGAUUAUGGAUCCCUGCUCAGCCAGCAAAUGGGAAUGGUUUUUGCCCUUGAUCACGACCCUGUGGAAAAUAAGAUAUAUUUUGCCCAUACAGCCCUGAAGUGGAUAGAGAGAGCUAAUAUGGAUGGUUCUCAGCGAGAAAGGCUUAUUGAGGAAGCAGUAGAUGUGCCAGAAGGUCUUGCCAUAGACUGGAUUGACCGUAAAUUCUACUGGACAGACAGAGGGAAAUCUCUCAUUGAAGGGAGUGAUUUAAAUGGAAAGCAUCGUGAAAUAAUCAUCAAGGAGGAGGUCUCUCAGCCACGAGGAAUUGCUGUCCAUCCAAUGGCCAAGCGAUUAUUCUGGACUGAUAUGGGGAUUAAUCCACGAAUUGAAAGUUCUUCCCUUCAAGGCAUUGGCCGACGGGUUAUAGCUAGUUCUGAUCUGGUCUGGCCCAGUGGAAUAACGAUUGAUUACUUAACUGACAAAUUGUAUUGGUGUGAUGCCAAGCAGUCUGUGAUCGAAAUGGCCAAUCUGGAUGGUUCAAAACGCCAAAGACUUGCCCAGAACGAUGUAGGUCACCCUUUUGCUAUAGCUGUGUUUGAGGAUCACGUGUGGUUCUCUGAUUGGACUAUGCCAUCGGUAAUAAGGGUGAACAAGAGGACUGGCAAAAAUAGGGUACGUCUCCGAGGCAGCAUGCUGAAGCCUUCAUCACUGGUUGUAGUUCAUCCAUUGGCAAAACCAGGAUCAGAUCCCUGCUUACACCAAAAUGGAGGCUGUGAACAUAUUUGCAAAGAGAGGUUUGGAUCUACUCAGUGUUUGUGUCGUGAAGGUUUUGUGAAAGCCCCAGAUGGGAAAAUGUGUCUGGCCCUCAAUGGCCAUCAGAUACCACUGGCAGUAGGUAGUGAAGCAGAUCUAAGUAACCAAGUAACGCCACUGGAUGUCUUAUCCAGGAAUAGAGGAUCUGAAGAUAACAGUACAGAAUCCCAACAUACGCUAGUGGCUGAGAUCAUGGUGUCAGAUAAUGACGACUGUGGUCCUAUAAGAUGUGGUACAUGGGCUCAGUGUGUUUCAGAAGGAGAAAAUGCCACAUGUCAGUGUUUGAAAGGAUUUACUGGUGAUGGAAAACUAUGUUCUGAUAUAAAUGAGUGUGGGACAAGCACCACCGUUUGCCCUCCCACCUCCUCCAAGUGCAUCAACACUGAAGGCGGCUACGUUUGCCAGUGCUCAGAAGGCUACCGGGGAGAUGGGAUUCACUGUCUUGAUAUUGAUGAGUGCCAGUUGGGCAUACACACCUGUGGGGAAAAUGCCACCUGUACAAAUAUGGAGGGAAACUACACCUGCAUGUGUGCCGGCACCCUGUCUGAACCUGGACAGAUAUGUCCUGACUCUACUCCUCCUUCUGUUCUCAUGGAGGAUGGCCGCUAUUCUGUGAGAAACAGUUACCAGGAAUGCCCCCCAUCCUAUGACGGGUACUGCCUCUAUAACGGUGUGUGUAUGUAUAUUGAAGCAGUGGACAGAUACGCAUGCAACUGUGUUUUUGGCUAUGUUGGGGAGCGAUGUCAGCACCGGGACUUGAAAUGGGAACUGCGCCACGCUGGCCAAGGGAGACAGCGGCAAGUCACUGUGGUGGCCGUCUGCGUGGUGGCGCUCGUCUUGCUGCUGCUGCUGGGGCUGUGGGGGGCGCACUGCUACAGAACUAAGAAGCUACCAUCAAAAAAUUUGAAGAAUCCUUAUGAAGAGUCGAGCAGAGAAGUUAGUAGGCCUACAGACAGCGAGGUCGGGAUGGCCUCUUGUCCCCAACCUUGGUUUGUGGUUAUAAAGGAACACCAAAAUCUCAGGAAUGGAAGUCAAUCUAUGGCCCUCAAGGACAGUGAGGCAGCAGAUGUUAGCCAGUUUUCCUCUCGGGAGACAGGGUCAGUGCAACUGCCAUCACGGAGAAAUGAACCCCAGGUGUACAUGGGCGCAGAGCAAGGCUGCUGCAUUCCACCAUCCAGUGAUAAAGGCUCUGGUCCCCAUGGAAUGCAGUGGGGUUUUCAUCUCCCUUCCUGUGAGGCACAGCCCAUUGCUCUGGGGGUUGAGAAGUCACAAUCUCUCUUGUCAGCAAACCCCAUACUGCAACAAAGGGCCUCAGAUCUACCACACCAAAAGAAGCUGACUCAGUGAACACUGGAAUUGAAAGGAAGGUCAAGAGGUAUAAAC
Molecule: messenger RNA, 3678 nt
Organism: Puma concolor (puma)
Lineage: Eukaryota; Metazoa; Chordata; Mammalia; Carnivora; Felidae
Gene: EGF
Product: epidermal growth factor
Biological process (GO): positive regulation of MAPK cascade; positive regulation of cell population proliferation; epidermal growth factor receptor signaling pathway
Cellular component (GO): plasma membrane
Molecular function (GO): growth factor activity; Wnt receptor activity; calcium ion binding
Source: RefSeq, a predicted model, not a curated record